UUCACUGAGAUAGCCAUGACCAGCUGCAAGUAUAACGGAGGGGUGGUGAGACCCCUCAGCAGCCUCGGCACCUCGCACAGGAACCUUCAUGAUCUGGACUCAGAGACUCAGCCUCUACAGACCAACUCGGGCCUGGAGGUGGUAGUCUCCAAACCAGACCAGAACAACAUCUCCAAUGACAGUUUGGUCAACGAAGGAAGAAAAUCGCCCAAAAAGUCGCAGAAUAUCGGCCAUAAGCUGGGACAUAGGAGGGCCCUGUUUGAGAAAAGGAAACGCCUGAGCGACUAUGCACUGAUAUUUGGAAUGUUUGGGAUUGUUGUUAUGGUGACAGAAACAGAAUUGUCAUGGGGAGUUUAUACCAAGGCGUCUCUGUAUUCCCUCGCACUCAAAUGCCUUAUCAGCCUCUCCACUGUAAUAUUACUGGGUCUCAUUGUUGUGUAUCAUGCUCGAGAGAUUCAGCUCUUCAUGGUUGACAAUGGAGCUGAUGAUUGGAGAAUAGCCAUGACAUAUGAAAGGAUAUUUUUCAUCUGCCUGGAGCUGCUGGUGUGUGCAAUCCACCCAAUCCCUGGGCAGUAUAUCUUCACAUGGACUGCACGUCUCGCCUUCACUUAUGCGACAUCAAUGGCCAAUGCAGACGUAGACAUUAUCCUCUCCAUCCCUAUGUUCCUAAGACUCUAUCUGAUUGCCAGGGUGAUGUUGCUCCACAGUAAACUAUUUACGGACGCCUCGUCUCGAAGCAUUGGAGCUCUAAACAAGAUAAACUUCAAUACUCGCUUUGUAAUGAAGACUCUCAUGACAAUUUGUCCAGGGACCGUGCUCCUGGUCUUUAGUAUCUCUUCGUGGAUUAUAGCUGCCUGGACUGUACGCGUGUGUGAAAGAUACCAUGAUAAACAGGAAGUCACCAGCAACUUUUUGGGAGCGAUGUGGCUAAUUUCUAUCACGUUUCUGUCGAUUGGAUAUGGGGAUAUGGUGCCUCAUACAUACUGCGGGAAAGGAGUCUGCCUGCUAACGGGGAUUAUGGGAGCUGGGUGCACAGCGCUUGUGGUCGCUGUGGUUGCACGGAAACUAGAACUCACCAAAGCCGAGAAGCAUGUGCACAACUUCAUGAUGGACACGCAGCUAACAAAGCGGGUAAAAAACACUGCUGCCAAUGUACUCAGGGAAACGUGGCUGAUUUAUAAACACACCAAACUGGUGAAGAAGAUUGACCACGCCAAAGUACGCAAACACCAACGGAAAUUUCUACAAGCCAUUCAUCAAUUAAGAGGUGUUAAAAUGGAGCAGAGGAAAUUAAACGACCAGGCGAAUACACUGGUGGAUCUGGCCAAGACACAGAACGUGAUGUACGACAUCCUGUCAGAACUGCAGGAAAAGAAUGAAGACUUAGAGAAAAGGAUUGUGACGCUGGAGACCAAACUGGACUCACUAACUGUCAGCCUCCAGGCAUUGCCCGGACUGAUCACCCAGGCUGUUGGCCAACAGCAGCGUGACUUCUUUGAGACUCAGAUGCACAGGUUUAAACCGGUCACAUAUAGUUCGGAAAGGUCGUGGACGCCAACGCGAAGGCGUCGAUCGCCAUCGACAGCACCGCAUACAUCUUCUGACAGCAGCUAGGGGCCUUCAGAAGUAGAUGAUCUGAUCUCAC
Carcharodon carcharias (great white shark) is the source of this 1645-nucleotide messenger RNA. It is a transcript of the gene kcnn1a, whose product is annotated as potassium intermediate/small conductance calcium-activated channel, subfamily N, member 1a. Lineage: Eukaryota; Metazoa; Chordata; Chondrichthyes; Lamniformes; Lamnidae. Gene Ontology annotation, molecular function: calmodulin binding; small conductance calcium-activated potassium channel activity. The record is from RefSeq and is a predicted model, not a curated record. Gene Ontology annotation, cellular component: plasma membrane; neuron projection; neuronal cell body. Gene Ontology annotation, biological process: potassium ion transmembrane transport. The coding region runs from base 16 to 1614 and encodes 532 amino acids. The transcript has 8 exons.